Messenger RNA from Pelobates fuscus (common spadefoot toad), 4732 nucleotides. It is a transcript of the gene TRIM33, whose product is annotated as tripartite motif containing 33. Gene Ontology annotation, molecular function: protein binding; zinc ion binding. The coding region runs from base 163 to 3489 and encodes 1108 amino acids. Lineage: Eukaryota; Metazoa; Chordata; Amphibia; Anura; Pelobatidae. The record is from RefSeq and is a predicted model, not a curated record. The transcript is spliced from 20 exons. Gene Ontology annotation, cellular component: chromatin.
CGUGACGUCAGGCCGCCGUGGCCGUUAGAGCGAGGAAGAGAGCGAGAGAGUGAAGGAGAGGGAAAACGAGAGAUAUAGGGGCGGCUCGUACUGCGGCGGCGUACUGUACGUGCGCUGGUGGCGUCGCGAAGCGGUCAGUUCAGGGGUUCAAAGAGGAAAAACAUGGCGGAUAACAAAGGAGGCGGCGGCGGGGAGACGGACGGUUCUCUGAGCAGCAGCAGCAACAACAACAACAAUCAUGGCGCCGGGCAGAACGAGAGCCCUGCUGGUACCGAGGCCCAGGCGGUGGAGGAGGCGGAGACCGGGGACAAGGCCCCAGCUGCCCCUGCACCCGCCGUAGCGGCCCCGGCGGAGGAGAGUCCAGCCCCAUCGUCCUCUGCGCCGGCGGCGACCACGACGGCCUCCUCGGCUCCGUCCUCCUCCUCCACGGCGCCCGCCUUGCUCAACCUGCUGGAUACCUGCGCCGUGUGCAAGCUCAGCCUGCAGUGCCGGGAGUCUGAGCCCAAGCUGCUGCCCUGCCUGCACUCCUUCUGCCGCCGCUGCCUGCCGGAGCCCGAGCGCCAGCUCAGCGUCCCACUCCCCGGGGGCACCAACGGGGACAUCCAGCAAGUUGGUGUGAUAAGAUGUCCGGUUUGCAGACAGGAAUGUAGACAGAUAGAUUUAGUGGAUAAUUAUUUUGUGAAGGACACGUCUGAAUCUCCAAGCAGCACUGAUGAAAAGUCUGAGCAGGUUUGUACAAGCUGUGAAGAUAAUGCCAGUGCUGUUGGGUUUUGUGUGGAAUGUGGGGAAUGGCUCUGUAAGACCUGUAUAGAAGCACAUCAAAGAGUUAAAUUCACCAAGGACCACAUAAUCACAAAGAAAGAAGAUGUAUCUUCAGAAUCGGUGGGAGCUUCUGGUGCACGGCCAGUGUUCUGCCCUAUACACAAACAGGAACAACUCAAACUAUUUUGUGAAACAUGUGAUAGACUGACGUGUCGAGAUUGCCAGUUACAGGAGCACAAAGAACAUAGAUAUCAAUUUUUGGAGGAGGCAUUUCAGAAUCAAAAGGGCGCCAUUGAAAACUUACUGACCAAACUCGUGGAGAAAAAGAAUUAUGUACACUUUGCUGCUACUCAGGUCCAAAACAGGAUAAAAGAAGUCAAUGAAACUAAUAAAAGAGUGGAACAGGAAAUUAAAGUGGCUAUUUUCACUUUAAUAAAUGAAAUUAAUAAGAAGGGGAAAUCUCUGCUUCAGCAAUUGGAGAGUGUUACGAAGGAGCGUCAAAUGAAGCUGGUACAGCAACAAAAUGACAUCACAGGUCUUUCGCGGCAAGUGAAGCAUGUUUUAACCUUCACAAAUUGGGCAAUUGCAAGUGGAAGCAGCACAGCCUUACUAUACAGCAAACGCCUGAUUACUUUUCAGUUGCGUCACAUCUUAAAGGCACGAUGCGACCCAGUCCCAGCUGCAAAUGGAGCAAUUAGGUUUCAUUGUGAUCCAACCUUCUGGGCAAAGAAUGUAGUCAAUUUAGGUAACCUUGUUGUUGAAAAUAAGCCAACGACUGGUUAUACUCCUAAUGUAGUUGUUGGUCAAGUUCCUCAGGGAACCAACCAUGUAAAUAAAGCUCCGGCACAAAUUAACCUAGCACAACUCAGACUCCAGCAUAUGCAGCAGCAGCAGCAGCAGCAGCAGCAGCAGCAGCAGCAGGCGUAUGCACAGAAACACCAGCAGCUCCAACAGAUGAGAAUGGCUCAACCACCUGGCCAACACCAAAGGCCAUCUGCCCCUCAAGUGAUGCAUCAGCAGCCCCCAAGGUUAAUCAGCAUGCAGGCAAUGCAAAGAAACAACAUGAACUGCUUACCCUUCCAAGCACAUCAAAUGAGGAUGGCACAGAAUGCUGCCCAGAAUGCUGCCCGUAUGCCAGGCAUCACACGUCACAAUGGACCUCAGUACUCCAUGAUGCAGCCUCACCUCCAAAGACAACAGCAUUCUAACCCAGGGCAUGCUGGGCCUUUUCCAGUUGUCUCCAUCCACAACAAUACAAUAAACCCAACAAGCCCUACUACAGCGACUAUGGCAAAUGCAAACCGUGGUCCAACCAGUCCAUCUGUUACAUCAAUAGAACUUAUUCCAUCUGUAACAAACCCAGAGAAUCUUCCCUCUCUUCCUGACAUCCCACCCAUCCAGCUGGAAGAUGCUGGAUCCAGUAGUUUAGACAAUUUACUAAGUAGAUAUAUAUCAGUUGGACAUCAGCUCCCACAACCAACAAGCACUAUGAACCCAUCCCCAGGACCCUCUUCCAUGUCACCUGGGUCAACAGGUAUGGCCAAUUCUCAUACACCGGUGAGACCACCUAGUACAUCAAGCACAGGGAGUAGAGGAAGCUGCGGUUCAAGCGGCAGAGCUAUUGACAGAAAUGCUGCCUUUAAGUCAGACCCAGUAAAAGUUAAGCAGGAACCAGGAACGGAAGAGGAAGUAUGUAGUUUCUCAGGGACUGUUAAACAAGAAAAGUCUGAAGAUGGACGGCGAAGUGCAUGCAUGCUGAGCAGCCCAGAAAGCAGCCUGACUCCACCACUCACAACCAACAUACAUCUCGAAAGUGAUCUGGAAGCCUUGGCAUCUCUGGAAAACCAUGUUAAAACAGAGCCAAAUAGUACAAACAGGAGCUGUGAGCAGUCCUCCCACAAUAGCCUUUUGAAUGGAAAAUCACAAGUCCGUAGUUCACUGCAUCGGUCACCGAGAGGUGGAGGGGGAGGUGAAGGGACAAAUAAAGAUGAUGAUCCAAAUGAAGACUGGUGUGCAGUGUGCCAAAAUGGAGGAGAUCUUUUAUGUUGUGAAAAGUGCCCAAAAGUCUUUCACCUGACUUGUCAUGUACCAACACUCCUUAGCUUUCCCAGUGGUGAAUGGAUCUGUACGUUCUGCAGAGACUUGAACAAGCCAGAAGUCGAAUAUGAUUGUGAUAAUUCUCAACACAGUAAGAAAGGGAAGACUGUUCAAGGUUUAAAUCCUGUGGACCAAAUGAAAUGUGAACGGCUUCUCCUAUAUCUCUACUGUCAUGAGCUGAGCAUAGAAUUUCAAGAACCAGUACCAGCCUCGAUACCAAACUACUACAAAAUUAUAAAGAAACCAAUGGAUCUAUCUACAGUUAAAAAGAAGCUACAGAAGAAGCACUCGCAACACUACCAAACACCUGAAGACUUUGUGGCAGAUGUCAGGCUAAUAUUUAAGAACUGUGAACGGUUCAAUGAAAUGAUGAAAGUUGUUCAAGUUUAUGCAGAAACACAAGAAAUUAAUCUGCAGAAUGACUCUGAAGUGGCGCAAGCAGGAAAGGCUGUUGCUUUAUACUUUGAGGAUAAACUCCCAGAGAUCUACCCUGACAGAACCUUCCAACCUUUGCCAGAGUUUGAACCGGAGGACGAUGACGGGGAAAUAACAGAAGAUUCAGAUGAAGAUUUUGUACAGCCACGCAAGAAACGUCUAAAGUCAGAGGAAAGACCCGUGCAUAUAAAAUAAUCUGGAGACAUGGAACUUUAAAAAAAAAAAUGUUGUGUAUGGGGAAAAAAAAGAAAAUACAUUUAACAAAAAAGUAAACUAACUUAAGUGUUCCUGGAAUAUCAUUAUGCCUACACUAGCCACCUUCAUGGAGAAGCUGGCAGCUUUUAGACAGUAUUAGACCAACAAAUGUUUGUACAGAAAAAAAUGAACAUUCUUUUAAAUGAGAAAUGGAGGAAACUUACUGUCACUUUUAGUUGUUCCCUUUUUUGUGGGGGAUUUUUCUUUUAUUUUUGACUUGAAGGGCUCUGGCCCUGGGAAAGAGUCUACACUUCUUCUCAGUUUUUGUUUGGAUUUUUUUCUUAUUUUGUGAAUGUUAAGGACAUCAUCUUUGGUUUGAUAUCCUCAAGAGUUCUUUGUACAGAUAUCCAAGUGAAAUCAGUGAUUGUGUUGCUUGUUAAUCUAUUUCUUUCAAUGAAGAUUGGACCAGUACAUGCGGUUUACUGUAAUAUUUUAUCCUCUCCCCAGCAUUGGACUGCUUUGUAGCUUGAACAUAAAAUUACAUGGUACAGGUUUAAGUGUGCAUUUUUGAAUGAUGGUUCUUUUCUUUUCCCCAAAAUCAUUCUUCAUUUCCAAAAGCAAUGUAUAUAUUUUUUUUUAUUUUCCACACUUGGCUUUUCUUAAAUGGUUAUUUGAGUGGGUUAUCCUUCAAGGUUCCGAUAUAGAUAUAUAUUUUGUGAAGGAAACUGUUUAUCUUGGUCACAAGAACAUUUACUCUUUUGCUAUGUAUAUAUGAGGAAGCUUUUAAGUGUCCGUAAAAUCAUAUUCCAUUAUUUUCAGGCAACAGACUGUCAAACUUGCUGUUGUCUUGCAUCUGAGAUGAGGAAAAAUAAAUGAAAUUACUGGUUUAAAUAUUGUUGAUUUUUAUCCUAUUUUAUGCCAGUGGAGUGUUUAAAAUUGUUAACUUUAUUGUUAGUGCACCGAGGGACUUACAUGGUCUCUCCAGUCUUCCUUACCCUUUUUUUAAUUAGUUUUAUCAAAUGUAUAAUUAUUUUGCUAUUCUCACUGUGUCUUAUUUGUACAUAGAUUCCAACUGCCUAAAGGCAGCAGCAUUUCCUGAAUUGUUUUUAAGCAAGUGUGUAUUGUUACAGAUGUUUUUGGUGGGGAUUUCUUGUUGCAACCAUUGCAAAAACUUCUGAAACCACUUAAUAGUGAACUGUCUGCUAGAAGAAAUCCAAUAAACCCAUUCAUCGUUUUAAUGAAA